Fraxinus pennsylvanica is the source of this 1602-nucleotide messenger RNA. The record is from the annotation of a GenBank genome assembly. NCBI's taxonomy places the organism in Eukaryota, Viridiplantae, Streptophyta, Magnoliopsida, Lamiales, Oleaceae.
AUGUCGAAAUCGAAGCAAACCCAUGUAGGAAAACCCAGCCUAGAAUGUAUAGGAGAGGACCUCAUUCAGAAUAUACUAUGCCGGCUGCCGGCCUCAGCCUUCGCAUCGGCGGCGUGCGUUGGCCGCUCUUGGAAUUCUACAUGUAAUCGCAUCCUAUUUUCUUCCCCUAAGCUUUCAUCGGCCAUUUCUUUCAACCCUUCGCUUGAGGAAGCUGUGAAUGAAGUUAUAAAUAAAGUUUUAUCUAAGCCCAUACGACCUCAAUUUGCCCUGGCCUCUAUUGGCUCCUCAUUUAGCUUGGAAGAAGCUCACCAACUCAUUACUGAAAAAUUUGCUCCAGAGAUUCCAGUAAUUGUCAAUUGCCCGGAGGGGAUUAUUGGGAGAGAGGCACUUACAGAUGAGUUUUUAGAGGUUCAACGGAAAGUAGCUGAGGGUGAAGAUCAUGGUGGGGCUUCACCUGAUCAGAAUGUGAACCAAGGCAUCAUAUUGAUAGUUGGUUUUUUACCGGGAUUAAAGGCCCAUAUGUUGCCGUUGUUUUAUCAAGAGAAGUAUCAGGCGCUUCUGAUUGAUGAAUUUGUGACGGGCAUCAAGGAAUACACAUCAAUUGUUUCAGGGUUUGCAUCUCCUGCAGCAAUUGUUUUGUUUUCUGGCCGGGAAACUGACAUCAAACCUGUGCUACAGAAGUUGGAUCAUGCCUUUUCCUUGGACACGGCAAUUGUGGGUGAUGGGGAUAGUGACUUCUUAUACCGAAGCGAUGACAGAAACAAUACAAACAGGAGAUCCGCAGCAGUUGCCCUUCUAUUUGUGAAGGAAAGAGACAAACCUCUAGGCAUAGGGGAAACUAAAUUUCAUGUCAUGCUAUCAGCUGGCUUAAUGCCAGUUGGUUCCACAUACAAGGUAGUAGCUGCUGAAUGCGAUAAAAGUUCGACAUGGCUCACUGCAACAAGAAACACACUUGAUGACGCUCUUGAUGGCCAAAGUAUUUUAGAUGAGAUCUAUAAUGAGUUUGGAGAUCGUAUUGAGGCUCCCAUUUUCUACCUUGGAGUAACGAAAAGAAGAAGAUGCUCAGUUGGGCAGGAAGAAGCAAGACAACAAACAUUUCUCGAAUUCCACGAAGUUUUGGGAGGGGACGACGAGUAUCUACAUGUCAACCAUGUCGACAUUAAUUCUGGAGAUCCCUUUCGCUUUUACCUCUGCAAUUAUAAAGCUGCGUUAUCUUCUUGUGAUGUAUUAUUUGAUAAACUCAGACAUUUGAAGCAAGAUUGUAACUGCACAUAUGAUCGUGUUGGUAACAAAAGGGAAGUGUUUGGUGGCAUAAUAUUCUCUUGCUCUGGUCGAGGUGACUCCUUUUUUGGACAACCUGGUAUUGACAGCUCGCCUUUUCUGGAGAACUUUCCUGGGGUUACUUUUGGAGGAACUUACUGUCAUGGGGAAAUUGGACGGGGCUAUUGUAGCUUGUACGGGCAAGGCAAUAAAGAAGGUGACGUUGCGCGUUGUUCUUGGCAUGCCUUUAGCGCUGUCUACCUAAUCAUGUCGUACACUCCUCCACCGCCGCAGAGUAAGACCACGAGUGCUGAACCUGGUUGUUCGAGUUCAAAUCAAUGA